GGUCCUGUAGGUGUCAGCCACCUACCUCACUUUUUCUCACUUACCUUACCUGUCUUUGCGCUCUUCUUUAACUAUUCUAUUCUGCUUCUACUUCAAUAAAACCCUAUCUCCCUCACUCACUCACUCACUCGCUCAUACCCACUCUUCCAUUCUCAACGUUCUUCUCUUCCUACACCAACCACAAUUCUCUCUUCACUCAUGGGCAAGGUCAAGAUCGGAAUCAACGGAUUCGGAAGAAUUGGGCGUUUGGUUGCCAGGGUUGCUCUUCAGAGAGACGAUGUCGAACUCGUUGCUGUUAACGAUCCUUUCAUUACCACCGAUUACAUGACAUACAUGUUUAAAUACGACAGUGUUCACGGACACUGGAAGCAUCACGAAGUUUCCGUCAAGGACUCUAAGACCCUUCUCUUUGGUGACAAGCCAGUCACUGUUUUUGGCCACAGGAACCCUGAAGAGAUCCCAUGGGCCGAGACUGGAGCUGAAAUCAUUGUUGAGUCCACCGGAGUUUUCACCGAUAAGGACAAGGCUGCCGCACAUUUGAAGGGUGGUGCAAAGAAGGUUAUCAUUUCUGCCCCCAGCAAGGAUGCUCCCAUGUUUGUUGUUGGUGUUAACGAACAUGAGUACAAGCCAGAGCUUGAUAUCAUUUCCAAUGCUAGCUGCACAACCAACUGCCUUGCUCCACUUGCCAAGGUCAUCAAUGACAGGUUUGGCAUUGUUGAGGGUUUGAUGACCACUGUUCAUUCCAUCACUGCUACCCAGAAGACUGUUGAUGGGCCAUCAGCCAAAGACUGGAGAGGUGGAAGGGCUGCUUCGUUUAACAUCAUUCCUAGCAGCACUGGAGCUGCCAAGGCUGUUGGGAAAGUCCUCCCAUCUUUGAAUGGAAAAUUGACUGGAAUGGCAUUCCGUGUUCCUACUGUCGAUGUCUCUGUUGUUGACCUCACAGUGAGGUUGGAGAAGCCAGCUUCAUAUGAAGAUAUUAAAAAUGCUAUCAAGGAGGAGUCAGAGGGCAAGUUGAAGGGAAUUCUUGGUUACACCGAAGAUGAUGUGGUCUCCACCGACUUUGUGGGUGAUAGCAGAUCAAGCAUUUUUGAUGCAAAGGCUGGAAUUGCAUUGAGUAAGAAUUUUGUGAAGCUUGUGUCGUGGUACGACAAUGAGUGGGGAUACAGCUCCCGCGUGAUUGACCUGCUUGUUCACGUUGCCAAGAAGUCUGCAUAAAUAGUACCUUAUUAUGUUUAGUGUCUUGCUCGUGAAAAAAAUGAGUCUGAAUAAAUCUGUUUUCCCGAACCAGUGCACUGUUAGGAGCAUUAAGCUGCUCUUCUCUCUUUUCUAGCUUUUUGGCGUGGCAUCUUUUGUGGAGGGGAUGGAGUUUUUGUACUUUUAUAUACUUGCUGAUGUUGUACUCGGCUUUAUUGAUUCUAAUAUUAGACACUUGCCCUCCUUUAUUCAACCAUGUGUCAUAGUUCUCGAGUGUUUGAACCCCUCCUACUCCUUUAAAUUAUUAAAUUCUUGGUUUA
Molecule: messenger RNA, 1514 nt
Organism: Cajanus cajan (pigeon pea)
Lineage: Eukaryota; Viridiplantae; Streptophyta; Magnoliopsida; Fabales; Fabaceae
Source: RefSeq, a predicted model, not a curated record